AUGCCCGUCUGGACGAGUCUCCUUGGGGCUGGUGUCAGUAACACAGCAGACAUAACGCAGAGCCUGUUCUAUAGGAGCUUAUCGCUUCGCUGCUGCACCAUCCGGCUGUGGCAGACCGUCAUCACUCAGAGGGAUAAAGGAAAAGACCGGCUUCACCUGGAGUUAGUGGGGGCCCAAAGCAAACCUCAAGGGACGCCCCUCGGGGGACGUUCUGCCUGGUUCAGGCACCGACGGGAGGAGCUCUACGCCGAGAGGAAAGCCGAGCGGGCAGCCCUGAGGAGCCGCCUGCGGGAGAAGUACGGCCUUCCCGAGGUAAGGGCCGCGCCGCUGGCCCGCCCGCCCAGGGGCUACCCGCCGGGGGGCCUAAAACCGCGCGGCUCUCGGUCCCGUCUCCUCUCCUUUGUAGCGAGGCUCAACAACUGGCCCCCGUUGCCAUCCUUCUGCCCCGUGAAGCCUUGCUUCUACCAAGACAUCCCUGUGGAGAUCCCUGCGGACUUCCAGAAGACCGUUUCCACCAUGUAUUACCUCUGGAUGGCCAGCACCAUUGCUCUCUUCCUGAACUUCCUGACCUCGCUGGCCUGGUUCUGUGUGGAGCCUUCGUCGGGUUCUGGGUUCGGCCUCUCCAUUCUCUGGGCUCUUCUCUACACGCCCUGCUCCUUCGUCUGCUGGUAUAGGCCAAUGUACAAAGCCUUCAGGAGCGACAGUUCGUUCAACUUCUUUGUCUUCUUCUUCGUCUUCUUUGCCCAGAACGUCAUGUACGUGCUGCAGGCAAUUGGCAUACCAAACUGGGGAUUCAGUGGUUGGAUAUUGAGUCUGAUAGCGCUGAGGAAGAACACAGCUGUGGCUGUGAUGAUGAUCCUGGUGUCCCUGUGCUUCACAGCAGUGGCUGUGCUGGGUAUCAUCAUGCUGAAAAAAAUCCACUCUCUGUACCGCCGGACGGGCGCCAGCUUCCAGAAAGCGCAGGAGGAGUUUGCUGCGGGCGUCUUCUCCAACCAGGCAGUGCGCACCGCAGCGGCCAACGCUGCAGCAGGUGCAGCCAGCAACGCCUUCCGGGCGCCCUAGGCAGGCCGAGCCCCUGGUUUCUCACUUGCAUGGGGGCUAUUUUUAAAGAAGAGGAAAUCCAAGUUGCACUUUCAUUGGAUCCCCGUCUGUCUGCAUCAGCUGUUGGAGGCUGCCUCAUCCCAGCUUGGAAGUGCUGGUGCCUGGAUUGUCUGCUGCUCUAACCCCUUCCCUCACGGACGGAGGCUGUUGUGGUUUGUGCUGGUCCCCUUCCCUCGGUGGACAGAGACGGGAGGGAAGGAGCAGGAUGGGAGGCGCAGUGUCCGAGCCCUGCGCCUGCCAUUGCCAUCCCUUCCAGCACCGGCUGCUGGGGCGCGGGGGGCUCCUCCAGAUCUGUGACAGGGACUGAAGCAGCUGCUGACCUUUCCCUCGUAUUGCCCGUGGAUCUCCUGUUCCCCCCGGUGAUGUCACUUGUGUGCUGUGGGGCACGAAGGGUCCCCGCUUGUGUCCCAAGCCCAGGGUGUAUGUGGGCUAGCUCUCUCCCUAGAAGCUUUUGCCCUUCUUUCCUUUGAAGCAGGACCAGGUUCUCUGCCAAGAAGUCAUCCCCGUCUUCCCUGGGGGCUUGCUCCUGUGGGGCUGGGCUGGCUCUGUCCCCAGGAGCUGCCAGCCUGGGGGGGGGGCUGAGCUGGGAGGCAGCACCAGAACCAGUCCCCUUCCCCUGCCCUCUCGCUGUGUCCCUUAUGGGGCUGGGAUGAGCCUGCUCCAAGUGCAGGGAUAGGGAGGGAGAGGGCUGCUGCGAGAGGCAGCAGCGGUGCCUAUGCUUCUGGCGAGGGUGGCUGCCGUCGGCCCCUACGCCACAUUGCAGCCUUCGGGGCCUGGCAGCUGAAGGACCCUGAACGCAGGCUGGGCACCUCCUUGUGCCUCCGCACCUUCCCGCUCCCC
This is a messenger RNA of Struthio camelus australis, 1941 nucleotides long. The record is from RefSeq and is a predicted model, not a curated record. NCBI's taxonomy places the organism in Eukaryota, Metazoa, Chordata, Aves, Struthioniformes, Struthionidae.